AUGAGUGAGCAAACGACGAAAGAUGAUGCCGCAAACCAACCAGGCGCAGAGUUGGUGGUUGGUAGUUCAAAGCUGUUUCAAGAGAAUCAGCUUCAAUGCAUCCCCAUGCCCACACCUGACCCAAAGGACCCCUUUAAUCUCCCAUCAUGGCGAAAGUGGAUGGCCAUUAUUUCAAUGUGCUUUUUCGGCUCUCUUGGACUAGGGAUAGAAAACAUCAUCGGCCACCUCUUACCACUUUUCUACUUUGAGUACAAUGGCGUCAGCUGGAGUGUAUUACUAGAAAUAGGCAGCUUGCUCGCAAUCGCUGGCAGCUCGUCUAUGAAUGUUCUCGAAGCGCUGGCGACCUGGGAGUCGGUAACACCACUGUGGCGAGUAGCCCUGCUGGCCACCCUGCCAAUCAUUGUGAACGGUAUAUCCUCUUUUGUUCUGGUACCCCUGUCUUCCGCCAUUGGUCGGCGGCCCGUCCUCCUGUUGGCUGGUAUCAUGGCUUGGGUCGGUGGUAUAUGGGCCAGCCAAAGCCAAAGCCUCGAUGCCCACAUCGCAGCGAGGUGCUUCCAAGCCUUUGGAGCUGGUGCCGUCGAAGCCAUCAUACCGCUAAUCAUUCAGGAUAUGACGUUUAUCCACCAGCGCAACCGGGCUUUUGCCACACUGAAUGCCAGCCAAGGUGUACUCAUCAUUGGUUUGGGUAUGAUGAGUCCACUCAUUGCAUUUUACCUGGAUUGGAGGCGGCUGUAUCUGAUAUUCUCGGGCUUGACGGCCUGUGCUUGGAUCGCCGUGUUCUUGUGUGUACCCGAGACACGCAGAGAGAGGUCAAAUGAUGAAUUAGCCGGCAAACAAGUCUAUCUCCUCGAACCUGGCGAGACUCGCCCGCGACCCGACGUAGAAAGCUAUGGGCCUCGAACCUGGAAGUCCAACUUUGGCAUCUUCAAUAUUCCUAUUCGCUGGAGCCUCUGCUUUCAAACGUUUCUUGAAAGCUUCAAAUGUCUCACAUUUCCAGCGGUCAUCUGGGCAACCUUGCUGAGCGCGGCCCUCCAGGGAGCCGGCAACGCCGUGACCCAGACCUCAUCGUCGGUGCUCCUGACGGUGGGCUGGAGGAUCGAGAAACUAGGAAUGUCGGGGCUGGCUUUGCUCAUUGCCACGCCCUUUACCUAUUUCAUCAGCGGCUGGCUCGCCGACAUUGUCUCCAACUGGAUCGCCAGGCGGCACGACGGCCGCCGCGAGCCCGAAGUUCACCUGCUGAGUAUUAUUCUGCCCGUGAUCCUUGCCGUCCUUGGCCUUGUCAUGUAUGGAUACGUCUGCAGCAACAUCCUCACGAUUUUGCGUGCGGAUUAUGCUCUGCUGGUGAAUAUCUUUUUCCAUACCGUGGGUUCCACUUGCAUCAACACGACUCUUCAGGUUUUCAUUCUAGAAAGCUAUCCAAAUUUUGCCGGCCCCAUUCUCAUUGUGUACUCCUCGUUCCGUCUGAUUUGUGGUUUCGGAAUGACAGUAAAAGCCACCGAAUGGGCCAAGACCAUGGGAUUCUUGAACAUGUUUGGCACCUACGGCGGCCUCAUUGGCGCCUUGGCCCUGGGCGGCCUGCCCGUCUUCUUCCUGGGCAAGUCCUUCCGUACCAGAACCGCCGGCGUCGUUGAAGACGAGGAGGGCCAUACCAAGAUGGCAAGGCAGCCAGGUCGACCUUCUGGAAGUAAUGGAUCGCCCGAGAAUCACCCCGCCCCGUUGAACAGCAACCCCGUCCCCGGCCACCCUCGUAUGGAGCCGAGGGAUGAGCCGGCGGGGUGUGUUAUAAAGAGACGAACACCACUGGAGUAA
This is a messenger RNA of Pestalotiopsis fici W106-1, 1809 nucleotides long. RefSeq lists its product as uncharacterized. The record is from RefSeq and is a predicted model, not a curated record. Gene Ontology annotation, biological process: transmembrane transport. The coding region runs from base 1 to 1809 and encodes 602 amino acids. NCBI's taxonomy places the organism in Eukaryota, Fungi, Ascomycota, Sordariomycetes, Amphisphaeriales, Sporocadaceae. The transcript has 7 exons. Gene Ontology annotation, molecular function: transmembrane transporter activity.